UUGGAAGUGGAGCUAUCGGGGGAACACUACCUUCCGCAGGUUUUGCAGGAUCUACUGCACCAAAUCCUAAGAUUGGGGCUCGUGUAAAUGAGCUCAUAGGCCAAAAAUUACACGGUUUCGUGCCGCCUUCAAAUAUGGGAUCAGCUGCGGCGCCAGGUGGAGGAGGAAUUCUAGGAUCACCUACGGCUACGUCUAGUGCUGGAUCUGGUGGAGUAAUUCAUCAUCAUCCCGCCACGUCCUCACAAUUUUUUAGUACGUCGUCAUCAGCAACUACUUCAAGCAAAACAUCAGCGCAACCGCAACAACCGAUUGCGAACGCUGUUGAUCCGUUGGAUGGAGCUUCCCUCGCCAAACACAGCGAGCAUUUGCUAAAUUAUUUCCGGAACAUUGUGGAGAGCGCCUUUUCCCCUGAGUUCCAGGCAUGGUUUCCGCCAUCAGAGGUCUUAAUGACGUCGUCUGGGAAUAUGAUUGAGUGGAAGUGCCAAGACGUGAUUCAAUUGGCCUACGAAAUCCGAAGACAGGCGCUUGGGCAGCUGAUGCUGAUUCGUGAGGAAUUCGAGGCACUGGUGGAGCAGUGGCCGGCGAACGCGCCAGCGCUGAACAUGUACUGGGUGCCAGGCGUCGUGACAAAUCGGGUGUCAUCCCUGAUGGGGGGCGUGGUCGCGUUCGUGUCCGCCUUGUUUCACCUGCGGCCGGAGUGUGUGCCCAGGGUCUUCAAAGAUCAGAUGCUGCUUCUGUUGUAUAACUGUUACGGCCAGGAGAGGCUGAUGAGUAGUUGUCGUAUGAUGAAGAUUUCCAAUAUGUUGCCGAGACAUGAUUUCCAAGUAGCGGAGAUACACCGAGACAUGCUUUCCAAUAUGCCGAGACAUGCUUUCCAAUAUGACCGAUACAGGUGGACUUUCCGAGUAAGGGUAACGUAAUCAACAGGUAGUUGAAGGUGAAGAAGGACUCCAAAAAUUUUUUCUCGACUCUAAGAGGAGGACAGUUUGCACCAUUCCGGUUUGAUGCAGCAAUAUUUCUGGAGCUUUCACUACCAUUCGCACUCCUACCUCCUGGACCAUCCCGCUCGGCCCGCGGAGGCCGACAUUGCGUACAUGGGCUCGAUGCUGUCCCAGACGCAAGCGAUGCUGGAGAGAGACCUGCAGGUGAGCUUCGACGCGGUGAAGUAUUUUGUCGCGAGCGGAGAGAUAACAGAUCCAGCGAUUAAUCUGAUAGCGGUGAACGAGCUGGAGAAAUACGGCGAUAACAUAGACUCCGAGGGCAAGUUUACGUCGUUCGAGAUCCUCUACCGGAACAUUUUCAAGCGUUGGUAUUUGGAUCGUGGUCUGGUACAAGAAUUUGCGCGCUUCAUCGCAGGAGAACCUGGCGCAGUGGGCUCUCACGUCCUAGAUUUGGGCGCUGGGGGCGGGCACUACACCACGGCACUCAACCAAACCGGACUCGUGACAGCUUCGGGGUACGACGCCACUGUCAAUCUGCUUCCGAUUGAGGUGGAUUUGGCCAAGGAGCUAGCUGAGUUCACUCAUGGGAAAGUGAACUUCUUCGACGUUGCCAAGGAGAUUCCCAAACGGAGUGACGGAAAGCCGAGUAUGACGCCUGCGGACUACGUAUUUUGUCUGGAAGUGGCCGAACACAUCCCAGCAGGUGCCUCUGCGUCUCUUUUUCUCGAGAAUCUGAACUACCUGGCAACCAAAGGCAUGGUGAUAUCUUGGGCCGGCAAAGAACUGUGUGGUCUUGGAUGGGGACACGUCAAUUGCCUCGACAUGGACGUCAAGGACUUCAUUGAGGCGCGCACUGACUUCCUUUUUGACGCCAACGUGACGGAGAAACUUCGUAGCCGGUCGGAAAUUUCAUGGAUUCAGAAAUCUGUCAGUUUCUUCCGGAAAAAAGGAGAACUACUUCAUCUUGCAGAAGUUGUACAUAAAGUAGAAGAACAAGUAGACCAGACGGGAGGCGCAGAGAUGACAGCAGCAGCCCAGUACUAUGAGAAAGUUGCGUCUAUUCGCGCAAAAGCUGAAGAAAUGAAGCCGACAGAGGAGACGAAGCAUCAGAAGGAUCGGGAAAAGUACACACAAAUGAUACUGAACGCACCCGUUCCGACCGUGUUCCCGCGACAACAUGCUCCGAUGGGGACAACAGAGGGCUGGGUAUCAGCACCAGGCGGCAAGAACACGCCUUCCGGAAUGCCUACAACAACAACGGUGGCAUUCUCUCCUCCUGCUGCUGCACCACAACAGUCCGCAGGAAUGCUAUCAACUGGUGGUCUCGGGACAGGGCAGCGACCUUCUGGAGCGAGUGUUCCUCCCUUUCCAUCCGUGAACCUCGCGAGUGUAGGCACUUCUGCUUCUACUAGUGUUCCGAACAACAACAACAUCAGAAUAAUGCCUCAACAACAGCAACAUCAGCAGUCCUCUUCCUCCAUCGACCAACAGCAGCAUCCUAAACUGAUUGAUUUGCGGAAUGUUGCUUCUCAGGCUUCCACCCAGUCACAGCAAACACAGGCAAAAUUUGCUGGUGUGUCGCCAUCCAUGAUUGCGGACUACGAGGCUCAGGGAGGAAUGGGCAAGAAGAUCGAGAACACGAUCCACGACGCUCGCGCAGCAAUUCAACGCGGCAUCCUAGAACUCGAUGCUAUCAACGAACAUUAAGGCCUGAGGAAAUCCAUCUGCCUCGGCAUCUAUCUUGCUCCUGUUUUGAAGGGAAAAAGGGCGCGAAGAUGCUCACCAAGUUGGAUUUCUGCAAGUUCUAAGAACAACAUCGAAGUCGGCGGCCGACUGGUGAGCCAGCUCCCGACCUGCUGAACUACGAAAAAGUCUUCGAUGCUCUAGAACGCGACUACGCCUCCUCAGAAGCACGAAAAACUCUAGGUCUUCAUCCUCGUGAUAUCAAGCCUGUUGAUGGUGGACAGAGGAGCGAGUUGUAGCGGGAAAAUGCUGGAAAAGAUCAAAACAUGAGGAGGACACUAUCUUAUUCAUGUGAUCGUUCUGUAUUUGCAGUUGCACGCAAGUACGGUCCCCGAACAUGCGCUAGUAGUACAACGAGAACUGGUUCUUGUUGUGAUCUGUAUUUGCACGCAAGUACGGUCCCCGAACAUGCGCUAGUAGUACAACGAGAACUGGUUCUUGUUGUGAUCACCUCCUAACGGUCAAUAGAUCCAGAAUUUGUCAAUCUACACCUAAUGAUGCAUGAUGAGAAUUGGAAUUUGUGAGUCAAACACCGAGAAGGAGACCCAUUUGUUAAACCGCUACACAUAGUCGAGAAACAAACAACGUGAUAGAUACCAUCUUCGGCUUCGUCUCUGGUUCUUUAUCUUUUCAUAAUCCGAUCUUUAAAUCGCGACGCUGAAAGUAGGAGGUCAACACCAGCAGUUAUAUUUAGGAAAUACCUUCCGGCGUCGUCCAGCAGUCCGGCUUGGGUCCUCAUCUCCAGAGAUAAGCG
This is a messenger RNA of Amoebophrya sp. A25, 3438 nucleotides long. The record is from the annotation of a GenBank genome assembly. Lineage: Eukaryota; Dinophyceae; Syndiniales; Amoebophryaceae.